Molecule: messenger RNA, 1161 nt
Organism: Helobdella robusta
Lineage: Eukaryota; Metazoa; Annelida; Clitellata; Rhynchobdellida; Glossiphoniidae
Exons: 14
Coding region: 1-1161 (386 amino acids)
Source: RefSeq, a predicted model, not a curated record
AUGGCUCCCAGCAGAACCCAGCCAAAUAUAUCUAAUGCACUUCUUUGGUUCGGAAGCAAAACUUUCCUUGAAACGAUCAUUAAAAUUGUGCUUAGAAGUGAUUUAACAAGAUUCUUCAAUAAUAAGGUCGUCGUCAACUUUAGAAAAUCAUCCCCUCAUUAUAAUAGUGGAUUCGCCAACUGUUCUCAAUGGUUCACUGAAAUCGAGAUAGGAGCUGAAGAUAAUAAUGAAAAAAUUUUAGAUUCACCAUCAUUGACUACAUCAUCUGAAGCAGAAUCGCUCACAGAUAAUGAAAUAUUGAAAAGUAUUGAAAGAUCAAGCUUAAGCAACAAUGAACGUCCUGAUCAAAAGAUUGAUGGGGAUGAGCAAAGGAAUGAUGACAUUAAUCCAACAAUCUCCAUUCCAUGUAAGGAUGAUCAGGUCAACACUGGAUCCUGCAAUCUUCCAGAACAGUCAUUAAAUGAGGAGAACAAAACUCAGUUCUUCCUAUCCAUUAUGGAAUUCAAAUUUUCAACGUAUGUGCAUUUCAGUUUGUAUGUGCUGUUCUUAAUUUUGACUCUCUGUAUAUCUUACAAGAUAUUGACUCAUGAUCCAGCAAAUGUUUUUAACAAAGAAAAAUGUAAAGAAAAUAUGAACAUCACAACUGAAAUGAAACAACUUAAAGAAAAGAUUGAAGUAGAACAACUGGAGAUUGAUAAAUUAUCUCAAAAGAGCAACAAUUUCAAAGCCAGUUUCAACAGUCACAAGAAAACAGUGAAAAAGAUGCAGGAAGAUAAGGAAGCUGAAGAGAAGAUGAAGAGAUUGUCUGAGCAGGAGAUGAUGGCUUUCAUUGAAGAAUGCACCACUAUCGAACAUAAAUUGAAAGAAUAUUCUGAACAACUGAAAAAUGAACAAGACAAGAUUGAUCAUAUUAACAAUGGAAAAGUUGCCAUCGAGAAGAAGAAAGAAGACAUUGAGAAGCAAAUAAAAAGUUGUGAAAAUGAAUCAACUGAAACAUUUGCUAGCAUAAGCAAGACUAACAAAGUAACAAGAAGGAGAAGAGUAUUAUCGUUGAGAAGAGGCAAACGUUUUUUAUUCUUCGUAGAGAAAAAACGAUUAAGUUUAAGACACAUAGAGUCAGACCAAGCGAUAAUUGAAGAAAGACAUAGAGAUAGAUCAUGA